Messenger RNA from Neomonachus schauinslandi (Hawaiian monk seal), 2158 nucleotides. RefSeq names its product VPS9 domain containing 1 (gene VPS9D1). The record is from RefSeq and is a predicted model, not a curated record. Gene Ontology annotation, molecular function: small GTPase binding; guanyl-nucleotide exchange factor activity. The coding region runs from base 25 to 1983 and encodes 652 amino acids. Gene Ontology annotation, biological process: vesicle-mediated transport. The transcript has 15 exons. Gene Ontology annotation, cellular component: cytosol; endocytic vesicle. Lineage: Eukaryota; Metazoa; Chordata; Mammalia; Carnivora; Phocidae.
CCACGGCCUCCCGAGCCCGACGCCAUGGCCGCUGCGGCCGGGGACGGCGCGGUGAAGCCGCUGCAGUGCGCCAUGAAGCUGGCCAACGGAGCCAUCGAGCUGGACACCGGCAACCGGCCCCGGGAGGCAUAUACAGAAUACCUGAGGAGCAUCCACUACAUCUCCCAGGUGCUGCUGGAAGAAGUGGAAACCUCCAAAGAAGGUGGAGACCCUGUGGCCCCAGACACCUCAAAGAUGCUGAAACUGGCUGAGCAGUGUCUGGAGAGGGCCCAGUCGACAGCUGCCAAGCUUGGGAAAACGCACCUGAAGCCAGCCAUGCCUGUGGCUGCUCCUGGCCCCUCAUCUACCAGCCGACAUCGCCGGGUGUACUCGGAUGAAGGGGGGAGACUAUCUCCGUUUCUGCCGCCCGAGAUCUUCCAGAAGCUUCAGGCGGCAGAGUCACAAAGUUCUAAGAAGGAGCUGACACCUCUGGAGGAGGCCUCUCUGCAGAAUCAGAAGCUGAAGGCUGCCUACGAGGCACGGAUGGCCCGUCUGGACCCCAGCCAGGCCAUGCAGAAGACAUCCCUGACCCUGUCUCUGCAGCGGCAGAUGAUGGAGAACCUUGUGAUCGCCAAAGCCCGGGAGGAGACACUGCAGAGGAAGAUGGAGGAGCGCCGGCUGCGGCUCCAGGAGGCAGCCAACAGGAGGUUCUGCAGUCAAGUUGCCCUGAGCCCAGAGGAGCGGGAGCAGCGGGCCCUCUAUGCCGCCAUCCUCGAGUACGAGCAAGACCAUGACUGGCCGAAGCACUGGAGGGCCCAGCUCAAGAAGAGCCCAGGGGACCUGUCGCUAGUGACCAGCCUGGUCACCCACCUGCUCAGCAUUCCCGACCACCCCAUCUCGCAGCUCCUGAAGAAGCUCCAGUGUGCAGUGUACCGGGCGCUGUACCCCGUCGUGAGCAGGGCUGCCGUUGGUGCUGCCUCUGCCCCCGGCUGCCGUUCCUUGCCCCCGGACGCCGACGGGCUGCUGGCUCCGGGAAGCCGGCGGCUCCGGCCCUCGCAGAGCCUCUACUGCAUGCUCUCCCCUGCGGAGCCCAGCCUGGCCCCGCGGCCCCCAGACGGCACUCAGGCUGGCCCCCCAGACAGAGGGCCAGACAGCAGCCCUGCCAGGCCCCCCUCACCCCUGGCACACAGCUUGACCGGUGUGCAGAGCAAAGACAGCUCCUUUGAAGACCUCGAACACUUCUUGGCUACUUCUGAGGGGUGGGGCCGGGGGCGUGGGAGGCCGCCUGAGCCCCAAACAACGGGGGUGAAGGAGGAGCCGCUGCUGGAGCAGCUGAAGAGCACUGUGAAGGACAUACACAACGCCAUCGACAGGCUGCUCUCGCUGACCCUCCUGGCUUUCGAAGGCCUGAACGUGGCCGCCUCCAAGGACCGGUGUCUGGCCUGCAUCGAGGAGCCCUUCUUCUCUCCACUAUGGCCCCUGCUGCUGGCACUCUAUAGGAGUGUGCACCGCCUCCGGGAGGCCACCCUGAGCAGGAGCAUGGAGCUCUACAGGAGUGCACCCCCAGCCGCCAUAGGCAUUCCCAGGAAGCUCCUCCCCCGGGACCUGGAGGCCACGGGAGCUGGUCCCUACCCCUACUGUGCUGCAGCCCAAGAGCUGGGCUUGCUGGUCCUGGAGAGCUGCCCCCAGAAGAAGCUGGAGUGCAUCGUGCGGGUCCUGCGGGUCAUCUGUGCCUGUGCCGAGGAUUACUACCAGGCCCAGGAGGCUGCCCCUGAGACCAGACCCCCAGUGGGUGCCGCAGCCAUCGGUGCCGACGACCUGCUGCCCAUCUUGUCCUUUGUGGUGCUGAGAAGCGGUCUCCCCCAGUUGGUGUCAGAGUGUGCAGCUCUGGAGGAGUUCAUCCAUGAGGGGUACCUGAUUGGAGAGGAGGGUUACUGCCUGACGUCACUACAGAGUGCCCUGAACUACGUGGAGCUACUGCCCCGGGGGGCCCUGGGCAAGUAGAGGAGGACAGGACCUGCCGAGGACCGUCCAGGAGUCACCUGCUGGGGGGGAGGGGGGCACUAGGCCAGCUGUGGUGGGCUGUGUAGCUCUCACACUUGCCCUAACCUGACAUCUGGCCCAGGGACUUGAGACACCGCUGUUCCUCAGAGGCACCAGCUCCUAGGAAGUAGGCCCA